AUCAAUUCACCAAGCAAUUUGUCAAGAAAACAACCGGCCAAGGAAAAUACUCAAGUCAGGCGUCAAACCCAGAGAAAGCAUUUCCUUCUUUUUCCAGCUAUGAUUUGGGUCUGGGAAAUAGAUUAGUGGGGAGAGACUCUACAGAAAGCUUCAUACAUUUUUCUACCCACGAAGUUUCAGUUGGGCUUGGAGAAGCUUCCGUCAUUAUUAGCACCAACUCAUGUCAAUGGCAGCCUUUGAGUGACGGUUUAUGCUUCCUCAGUGACAUCUCAGAUCGUUGUUUGUCUGGAUUGGAUUCGGGUUCUUCUCAAUUCAAAGUGAUUGGCUUUAGGUUGAACUGAAGGUACAUAAAAUUUAGGAUUGUGGAGAACUGUAGAUUGAUUUUCACCAUGGGGGAUUGUGGAACUAAGACCCCUGCGUAUGAGGGAGAAGAACAUAUGAUUGCUGCUGCUCGGCACAUUGUAAAAGCAUUAGGGGCAUGUAAGAACCUAACUGAUGAUGCAAGAAGAAUCCUAGCUGAUCUUGAUGCACAUUUGACCACUAUGACCAUAUUCGGUGAAAGCAGUAGAGGCGGACUCUGCGAUCUUGAAGAGCAACUCAAAUAUGCUGAGAGGAAGAUCAUGAGUUGGGAGUCGGACCAGUCAAUGAUAUGGGACUCUGGUCCUGAGGAAGCUUCAGAGUAUUUACAUGCUGUUGAUGAAGUUCGAAACUUGGCUGAACGCCUAGAAAGCCUGUCCUUGAGUGAAAAUGGGAAACAGAGGGAGUUAAUUCACCAUGCCCACAUUGUUUUGCAUAUUGCAAUGGCGAGGCUCGAGAAAGAGUUGGUCCACAUUCUGGAUCAGAACAAGCAGACAUUUGAUUCAGAAUCAGAAUACAAGUCUUUCUACUCUUGUGAAGAGAAUUUAGUAUAUGAAGAAUCAAUUCUUUCAGCUGUGGAUGACUCAUUUGAAGACACAACACAGAGGGAGAGUAGGAGCAAUGAAUCAGAGGAAUGUAACCUGGAUUUGGUUCAUCCGGAUAUUAUUCCCAGUCUGAAAGCCAUUGCAAAUGUAAUGUUCGCUUCAAGCUACAGUCAAGAGUUUUGCCAUGCUUUCAUUUGCGCGCGGAGGGAUGCAUUAGACGAGUUCUUGAUCAUUCUUGGAAUGGAGAAACACAGCAUUCAUGAGGUGAUGAAAAUGGACUGGAGAUUUCUGAACCGCAAGAUCAAGAAGUGGGUACAGGCUAUGAAGACUGUCAUUCAGAUCUAUCUUGCUAGUGAGCAACGGCUCUGCAACCAAAUUUUGGGGGAGCUUGGACCUGCUAAUCCAAUUUGCUUUGUGGAGGUUACAAAGGCUUCAAUGUCAUGUUUAUUGAAUUUUGGCCAAGCCAUAGCAAUUGGGUCCCAUCGUCCAGAGAAGUUGUUUUGCUUACUUGACAUGUAUGAGGUUUUAUCAGAUCAUCUUAUAUACAUUGAUGCUUUAUUUGCUGAAGAAUCUGGUUCUUUUGUUAGAGUAGAGUUCCAUGAUCUUCUGAGGAGUUUGGGUGAUUCUUCAAGGGCAACAUUUGUGGAAUUUAGGAAUGCCAUUGCUUCAUAUUCAUCGAGGAAUCCUUUCCCUGGAGGUGGAAUUCACCCUCUCACUAGGUACGUCAUGAAUUACAUGAUGACCCUCACUGAAUACGGCAAUGAACUUAAUAUGCUUCUUGAGGAUCAUGAUGUCGAGGAUUUGGAUCCGGUGGUUGAACCAGAGAAUGGACAGGAGAACAUUUUCUGUCCAAUGGCUCGCCACCUUCGCUCAGUCACAUGUAUUUUAGAAUACAAUCUUGAUUGCAAAUCCAGAUUGUACAAAGAUUGUUCCUUGCGACAUAUAUUUUUGAUGAACAACAUACAUUACAUGGUCCAGAAGGUGCAGGGCUCAGAACUUAGGGUCCUUUUUGGAGACAAGUGGCUCAGAAAGCAUAUUGGGAAAUUCCAACAGCAUGCGAUGAGCUACGAGAGAGCCACAUGGGGUCCAGUUCUCUCUUUGCUAAGGGAUGAUGAAAGUCCAGGUUCCAGUCCCCUCUGGAAGGCGUGCAGGAGUUUUGGUAUUGCCUUUGAAGAUGUGUACAAGACCCAGACUGCGUGGUGUAUCCCAGAUCCCCGGCUUCGUGAAGAUCUACGAAUUUCCACUUCACAGAAAGUUAUCCAUGCAUAUCGAUCUUUUGUUGGGAGAAAACGUAUCUGUGACAAGUACAUUAAGUACACUGGGGAUGACCUGGAGAAAUAUCUCUUAGAUCUCUUUGAAGGGUCACAAAGAUCACUGCACAACACGCACAGAAGAUGACAUCCGAAAGGUUUUGAGUUUCAGCAUUUAUUUCCUCUCCUUUCUUCAUAAUUUUCAUACGAUUGUCAUAGGUGGGAAGCGUGUGCAAUUUGUCAUAUGGCUAUGGUCCAUGACUCCAGAAAAAAGAGAAGUAUGGCUGUUGCACUGUUUCUCUAUACCCUUUUUUUUUUUUUUUAACUCUUCUUGUGAUGAUAUUAGUUGGGAUCACAAGCAUAAAAUUGGCUCUGGCUUGUUCAUUUUGAUGAAGCCUGCAGGCCCCCAGUGUUUUGUAACUCUCUCUCUUUGUCUCUCUCUCUGCAUUUCAGAACGAUUCUGAAUUCUCUCAGUAAAGCAUUAAUGUCAAAUUUCUCUAUAUUAUUGGUAUGCAA
Molecule: messenger RNA, 2668 nt
Organism: Malania oleifera
Lineage: Eukaryota; Viridiplantae; Streptophyta; Magnoliopsida; Santalales; Ximeniaceae
Product: exocyst complex component EXO70E2-like
Exons: 2
Coding region: 390-2300 (636 amino acids)
Biological process (GO): exocytosis
Cellular component (GO): exocyst
Molecular function (GO): phosphatidylinositol-4,5-bisphosphate binding
Source: RefSeq, a predicted model, not a curated record